Molecule: messenger RNA, 2688 nt
Organism: Necator americanus (New World hookworm)
Lineage: Eukaryota; Metazoa; Nematoda; Chromadorea; Rhabditida; Ancylostomatidae
Exons: 25
Coding region: 1-2688 (895 amino acids)
Biological process (GO): actin filament bundle assembly
Cellular component (GO): plasma membrane; actin cytoskeleton
Molecular function (GO): actin filament binding
Source: RefSeq, a predicted model, not a curated record
AUGGCCGACGAUGAAGAUCCGUACGCCGUGAGCAGUGAUUCCGACGAAGAGGACUCUCGUAAGCCACCACCAAAAAUUCAAAUCGAAGGUCGAGAGAACACCGACAUCAAUCAACUGAAAUCCGCUUUGGCAGAAACAAAAGGUCCUGUGAAGGAUGAUGCACGCGCGGAAGAGCUUGAACAGCUAAAACAGGCGACGGAGCUCAAAAAAAUGAAGCAGGAUUUCGAAGAGGGUAAAGUGGCCAGUACUGCAGACGAAGAAUUGCAACAAGCAAAGGCAGCAAUCGCAGAAGAACGACAGAAACUCACCGAAAUUGGCAAGGAAAAAUACUCCAAGUUCAAAAACCGCUUCGAGAAUCUUGAUUCCACGCUCGAAGAAAACUUGGAGGAGAAGCUGAAGCGUAUGGAGAGGGAAAUGAUUGGUGUCGGCAAGGAGACGUUGGCCAGCGCCAAAGAAAGAUUCGAGAAAGGCGUAGAGGAUUCGGCUGUGGUGCGUGAAAAAGUCGAAAUUGAACGCAGUGCAGAUAUGCAGAAGAUGAAGUCGGCAUUUAAUCGAGAUAUGACCGCUGACGAAGCGCCGAAAGAGUGUGCGGUUUGCGGUAAAACCGUCUAUCCAGUGGAGCGGAUAUUUGCCAACAAGCAGUUAUAUCACAACCAAUGUUUCAAAUGCUCAAAAUGUGAGAAGAAGCUGACGCCAACUAAUUAUAAUUCCCACCAGGGAGUAUUGCUGUGCAAGGUACAUAUGUUGGAAAUAUUCCAUCCAGAGAUUGCAAAAACCAUGGAUCCUGCAAACACGGAAGAGGACGAACAUGGCGGCGAUUUCGAUGAAGACGACGAGUUCGCUGUUACUAACAAACCCAAACAACUUCAGGGUGUUGUAAAAUCUGGCACGAGUGCCGUACAGGACGAGCUGGCGCAGAUCACGAGCCUGAAGUCGAAGAAGAGUGACUUUGAAUCAGCUGCUAAGGAGGCCGCCAAUGUUGAGCACCUGACGAAGAUCGAAGAUGAGGUACUACAAGCUGGUAAAGUCAAGGCCAACAAGGAGAGGUUCCUGGCUGGAGGACAAGAGGAAGGAAGCGAAGAAGAAGAGGGCGAACGAGAUCCUAAUAUUGUUCGUGAGGACAAGAAGAGAAGGAAGGAGGAGUUGCACUUUGCUCAGGUUGGAGACCUGAAGAAUAAAUGGAAGACUGGUGACGUAGAAACUGCCGAACAGAAGGAAGCAGAAGAAAGAAAGGAUCUCGAAGUUCUUAAGAGCGGACCUUCAGUUAAAGAACGUUUCCACGAACGGAACGAAGCCGAUGCCGUGAUUGAACGUCAAUGGGAUCGUAGCGAAUUGGACACAGCUGGAGUUGCCGAAGCACGAAAAUCAUUCAUGCAGGGUUCUGCUUAUGAGACGGCCGCAGUCGAAAAGAGCGCUAAGGACUUGGAGGAGCUUCAAUUCAAGCAACUGCAAGGAUUUAAAGAGCGAUUCGAAAAAGGAGAAGGAGAUGUGGACGUACAAAAAACAACCGUCGACCUUGGCGAUGUUCACCUUGAGGGCAUCAAAGCAGCCUUUGAACAGGGCGAAGAAGAAAUGUCACCAGAAGAACGUGCAGCGCUCAAAAAGAAAGAAAUUGAAGCGGAAUUUCUCAGAUACAAAUUGGCAAGACGAGCUGCAGCUGAGAGGGCUAAGCAAGAGGCUGAGCAGGGAGAAGUUUCUGGUGUGGCUCCUGGAGAAGGUGCCGCUGAUGUCGGUUCCAUCAAAGAUCGUUUCGACAAAGGUGAAGCCUUUAAAAGUCAGGGAGCAGAUGGCAAAGGUGUUGACGUUGAAAUCAAGAUGGCCGGUAAAGCACGUGAGAAGUUCAUGCAAAUUGAUGCCUCUGGUGCCACGCCAGUUUUACCGAAUCAGUCCAAGAAGCAUGAACCAAGCAAGUGGGACAAGAAGGAAGACCGACCAGCUGCGGAGAUUAUAAACAGGAGAGUCACCGAAGACUAUGACGAGCCUGAGGAUGAAGAUGCAUUCGAUGUGAAGAAUCUCAUGAACAAGUUCAAGCAUAUCGGCGAGACAUCUGCUGCCACAAGUGCGAUCAGCGCAGAACAACGCGCUGAAUUGGAAGCAAUCAAAACUGAGGCAAAGAACCUUAAGCAAAGGUUCGAACAAGGAGUUGAAGAUGACUCCGAUUUGGCUGAGGAGAAACGGCGGCAAAUGCAAGAAGAAUUUGAAAGACUUAGAAAAGAACGGGAAGAAGCUCAAAGAAGGCUUGAAGAGGAGCGGGCCAUGGAGCAGCAGAAAGAAAUUGAGAAGGAGGACGUUAAUAUCAAAGCUGACCACGCCUCAAAGAUGGCAGCGAAAUGGGAAAAGAUUCAGGCAAAGGAGGCGAAAAAAGCCGAGAAGAGCCGAAUGCCGGAGAAGAGAACGGCGGGGCGUUUCGUGAUGCGCCCACAACCAAAGUGUGCACUCUGUGACAGCACCGUGUACCGAGCCGAGCAAUUCGGAUGUUUUGGCGUACUGUAUCAUGUGAACUGUUUCCGAUGUACUGUUUGUCGACAGGCGCUUCGGGUCGAACGAGCUCAUCGAAGCAAAGACGGUCGUCUCUACUGCCAUGUUCAUUUCAAGCUUCUCGACAGCGAAGGACGACCUCAGGUAGAAAAAUCGAUGGAAGAGAACAACAACAUGGAAACUUCAAUAAUUGAACGAUCACAAGCCUAA